GAUGCAUUGUGCGCAAGGGAAGAAUUUGCGGGCUCUAUCUCACUGCGCGUGGGAAAAAGUGGUGCAGACAAGAGCAGUGUAGGCUACGUAGAACACGAUCGUUGCAGCGCCAUCAUGUUGAAACACAGCAGUCUAAAGUCGCUUUGUGCAUCGGUAAUCCGCUCAAAUGUCACGAUGCAGCAGGAGUUGACCGAUCGGGCCUAAUCCAUGCAAAUUGUUUGAAGGUAUCGAGCAGAGGGACCAGUAGGAUAAAGAUGGUGAAGCGGAAUGUUACGCGAUCUACCAGUUCCUAGUCAUGUACAGGCAGUGCUUUGAGUGGUGUCUCCUAGGAGACGGAAGGACCAUGUUCUAAAGGUAAACAGACCACAGCAGAGUGAUGAGCUACAAGCAGCAGGGGGAGGGGCUAGGUGAUGCUAUCUUGGAGGAGCAUAAGGCUUCACCUGCUUCCAGAAACCGGCAGCCCAAUAGCACAGGGGGAGAAGGGGUCCCUGUCCGGAGAAGUUGGAGACCCUGCCAAAUGCUCGGUCAGGAUGGGCAGGAACAUCAUCACCACCAUCAUCCUCCUAUUCCGCACCAAGGCUCGGGCCGCGGCCCUGCACGGUACCGUAGACGAACUCCCUCAGGGCAGGGCCCAUCCAGACAGUGGGAGGGAGCAGACAUGGAGCCUCCUCGCCACACCCAGCCGCCUCGCCCUGGCGCGGCCCGCUACCGCCGCCAGGGAGAGCCCAGGGUUAGAGUUCACAGACAGAGACCGCCGACGAGAGAUGGCCAAGACACCCACGCCCUGCCGUUUCAACAGCAACGGUCAUCUGGCGCUCCCCUGACUGAACAGAGGGACAUGACUGGUCCCGCAACAAUGAAGCAGCAGCACCCCCCACACUCCUGUCCACCCCACCACACACAGAACAGUAGAGCACCUGACCUUACUGCUGGUACCUCUCCUACCCCCACACACCACACACCAUGUCCUACUGCCCCUGAUCCCCCUUCCCAAGACCUGCAUCAAACCCUUCCCAACAUAGAGUCUCCCCAACCUCAGGAGGAAGAGGAGGAAGGGUACAGCUCAUCCAUAACGCAGUCUGUUAGUACUCAAAGUGGAUUUGACAACCAGACAGACCUAGAGAACCAGAGGGAGGGGGGCCAUGGAGAGGGGGAGACCGGUCUGGGAGAAGAAGACAGCAGCGAGAGGGAUCUGGUAGAGGAUGAUCAGGAAGAUGGAACUAAUGAGUACUGUUCUGACACUGAGAGUGCUGCCUCGCUAAGCAUGGAGGCUCCGCCCCUGAGUUCACCUCCUCACCAAUCACCAUUCUUGCCCCCUCCACUUCAGUCUGAGAACUCGGACCAAUAUAGUGACGAGUUUAGCCCAAGUCCCACCUAUGAAAAUGACAUAAUGCCUGAUGAUGAGAGCUACACUGAUUCUCCACUGUCCCACCCCAAAUCCUUCACCUUCAGAGACUCGUAUCCUAAGACCUAUGCAGAAUUCUAUAAUGAGUCCUACCCACAGUCAGAAUCUAUCACAGAAUCCAACACAGAGCCCUACGCAAAAUCCUACCCUCAGUCUUUCCCUGCACCCUUGAAAUGGAUUAAUUAUCCAGACAGGAGAUCUGAGGCUGACCCUGAUGAGCCAUAUUCAGAACUUCACCCAGGUUCCUGCAGUCGUAGACAGAGCGAGCAUGUUUAUAAGGGAGCUACAGACACUGAACCCCAACCCCGUGACUCCUGGCCAGGUAGGGAUGUGGGGUUACCACAGACCAGCCCCCAUUGGCAGGGACGCUCAGUCGGCUCAAGGCUACACCACUACAAUGACACUACGUCUGAUGGGGAGGACGACAGCCUCAAAGAAAGCCCCAGAUCCCAAAGCCUGGGGCCACCUCCCUGGAACGUGCAAGGUGAAGCCCAGUCAGAGCGUCCCAGCUCUGGGCAGCCUGGUUCAGGUGAGUUCCAGGAUGAGCAGGCCGGGAUGGAGCUCCGACCUCCAGCGGAAGGCCUUUCAGAGGACAGUGUCACAGGCUCAGGAGAUGCUAUCUCUCUGGCCAUCAGGGACAUCCGAGAGGCCAUAGAGGAGGUGAAGACAAAGACGGUGCGCUCGCCCUACACUCCUGACCAGCCCAUAGAGCCUGUGUGGGUGAUGAGACCGGAGGUCAGUCCUAAUGAGGACGAAUCCUCCCCAGAGCAUCCACCGGGUGGCGAACCUGUCUCUCAGUCUCCUUCACACUAUAACCCAGUCCCAGCCCGAGUUCCCUCCCCUGUCCAUGUUCCAGUACCAGCUCCAGCCCCAUCUCGAGUUCCGGUGCCAGUCCCAGAGCAUGUCUGUCCUGUGAGGGUAGAGUCCUCCAGAACACACCAGGAUCAGCAGAGGGAGCAUAGAGAACAGAGGGAGCCGCCUAGGCCACCAUCCAUUGAGGAGAUCCAGAGGCAUAUGCCGUCCUUCCCUACAUACGUGGAAGUCCCAGGGCCAUGUGACCCAGAGGACCUGAUUGAUGGCAUCAUUUUUGCAGCCAGCUACCUGGGCUCCACCCACCUGCUGUCAGAGAGGACUCCCACUAAGAGUGCCCGCAUGCAGCAGGCCCAGGAGGCUAUGAGCCGUGUCAGGACUGGACAAAAGCAAGCUAAAAACAGAAAGAAGACUGGGGGGGAGAUUCCUUCUUCCACUGAAGUGGAUCUCUUCAUGUCUACACAGAGGAUCAAAGUGCUGAAUGCAGACACUCAGGCGUCCAUGAUGGACCUGCCACUGAGGACCAUCUCCUACAUCGCCGACAUAGGCAACAUGGUGGUGCUGAUGGCCAGGGGGAAGAUGGUACGCUCCAGGAGCGCUCAGGAACAUCUGAACCAUACAACUGACCACACCAACAGCCCUGCCCGCGACGACCUCCCCCAGUACAGGAUGGUCUGCCACGUGUUUGAGUCGGAGGAUGCCCAGCUCAUAGCCCAGUCUAUUGGCCAGGCCUUCAGUGUGGCGUACCAGGAGUUCCUGCGGGCCAAUGGCAUCGACCCAGAGGACCUGAGUCAGAGGGAGUACAGCGACCUGCUCAACACUCAGGACAUGUACAACGAUGACCUCAUCCACUUCUCCAAGUCAGAGAACUGCAGAGAUGUUUACAUAGAGAAGCAGAAGGGAGAGAUGCUGGGCGUGGUCAUAGUGGAGUCAGGCUGGGGCUCUAUUCUGCCCACCGUCAUCAUUGCUAGCAUGAUGCAUUUUGGGCCUGCGGAGAAGUCUGGUCGACUCAACAUUGGUGACCAGCUCAUGACCAUCAAUGGAACCAGUCUGGUUGGACUGCCCCUCUCCACUUGCCAGAGUAUCAUCAAGGGUCUGAAGGCCCAGUCCAAGAUUAAGUUGAACAUCGUCAGGUGUCCCCCCGUCACUAUGGUGCUGAUCCGCAGACCAGACCUCCGAUAUCAGCUGGGCUUCAGCGUACAGAAUGGCAUUAUCUGCAGUCUGAUGAGGGGGGGCAUUGCUGAGAGAGGAGGGGUCCGUGUCGGUCAUCGCAUCAUUGAUAUCAACGGUCAGAGUGUGGUGGCUACACCUCAUGAGAAGAUUGUUCAAGUCCUGUCUAAUGCAGUGGGAGAGAUCCACAUGAAGACGAUGCCUGCAGCCAUGUACCGUCUAUUGACUGCCCAGGAACAGCCGGUCUACAUCUGAGACUUGCUCUCUCUCCCUGGACAAAACUCUCCAUUCCAGUUCACAUCAAGGGGAUUUUACUUCGGUUUUUAUUUAAUUACAUUCAUCAGCCACGUAUUUGAUUUUCACAUCACUGUUUGCUUAAAAUCAAAGUAUUUUCAUGCCACUCCGCACUGACUUGCCUUAAUCUGAACC
Oncorhynchus mykiss (rainbow trout) is the source of this 3814-nucleotide messenger RNA. RefSeq names its product amyloid-beta A4 precursor protein-binding family A member 1-like. Gene Ontology annotation, molecular function: amyloid-beta binding; protein binding. The record is from RefSeq and is a predicted model, not a curated record. Gene Ontology annotation, biological process: chemical synaptic transmission. Lineage: Eukaryota; Metazoa; Chordata; Actinopteri; Salmoniformes; Salmonidae. Gene Ontology annotation, cellular component: cytoplasm; dendritic spine; plasma membrane.